CUCCCCCUAAUUUGACACGCUCUUUUUCCUGUUGGACACAUUGCUCCGCACGCAUGCGCACGUUGGCCUUUCCCCUAGUUCAAGCUCUACUCGAAUUCAGUGUCCGGUUUCUUGGGGAUGUUGAGUGUAUACUGUGCAGGGAAAGUGACAGUGUGAAACAAAGCAGACUGGGGCGUUGUGCCUCGUGAGCCUCCGUCACCCCGGGCGUUCGUGUCGCGCACCCUGCUGGGAGUUGUAGUCCCGGACCCGGGGGUGUCUGGGAGGCGGGAGAGGGCUUGGGGUUUCUCGGCGCCGAUUCCGCGGGAAGGGCCCGGGGCCUUCCACUUCGAGGCGGGGCGGCUGCGGGUCUCAGCGGAGAGGCGCUGCACGUGGAGCCCGCGCCGCUGCCCUUCUCAGCCGGCUCUGGAGCGGGGCGAGGGCGACGGGGCCGACUCCGGAGCGGGACUAAGCUCUUGAAAUACUUCAACCAUGACUAAGAGAGAAGCAGAAGAGUUGAUAGAAAUUGAGAUUGAUGGGACUGAGAAACCAGAGUGCACAGAAGAAAGCAUUGUAGAACAAACCUACACCCCAGCCGAAUGUGUAAGCCAGGCCAUAGACAUCAAUGAACCAAUUGGCAAUUUAAAAAAACUACUAGAACCAAGACUACAGUGUUCCUUGGAUGCUCAUGAAAUUUGCCUGCAAGAUAUUCAGCUGGAUCCAGAAAGAAGUUUAUUUGACCAAGGAGUAAAGACAGAUGGAACUGUACAACUUAGUGUACAGGUAAUUUCUUACCAAGGGAUUGAGCCAAAGCUAAACAUCCUGGAAAUUGUGAAAACUGCAGAAACUGUUGAAGUAGUUAUUGAUCCAGAUGCGCAUCAUGCUGAAGCAGAAGCACAUCUUGUGGAAGAAGCUCAAGUGAUAACUCUUGAUGGUACAAAACACAUCACAACCAUUUCAGAUGAAACCUCAGAGCAAGUGACUAGAUGGGCUGCCGCACUGGAAGGUUAUAGGAAAGAACAAGAACGCCUUGGGAUACCCUAUGAUCCCAUACAGUGGUCCACAGACCAAGUCCUGCAUUGGGUGGUUUGGGUAAUGAAGGAGUUCAGCAUGACUGAUAUAGACCUCACCACCCUCAACAUUUCGGGAAGAGAAUUAUGUAGUCUCAACCAAGAAGAUUUCUUUCAAAGAGUACCACGGGGAGAAAUUCUCUGGAGUCAUCUGGAGCUUCUUCGAAAAUAUGUGUUGGCAAGCCAAGAACAACAGAUGAAUGAGAUAGUUACAAUCGAUCAACCUGUGCAAAUUAUUCCGGCAUCAGUGCAGUCUGCUACACCAACUACCAUUAAAGUUAUAAAUAGUAGUGCAAAGGCAGCUAAAGUACAAAGAGCUCCAAGGAUUUCAGGAGAAGAUAGAAGCUCACCUGGGAACAGAACAGGAAAUAAUGGCCAAAUCCAACUAUGGCAGUUUUUGUUAGAACUUCUUACUGACAAGGAUGCUCGAGACUGUAUCUCUUGGGUUGGUGAUGAAGGCGAGUUUAAGCUAAACCAGCCUGAACUGGUUGCACAAAAAUGGGGACAACGCAAAAAUAAGCCUACAAUGAACUAUGAGAAACUCAGUCGUGCAUUAAGGUAUUACUAUGAUGGGGACAUGAUUUGUAAAGUUCAAGGCAAGAGAUUUGUGUACAAGUUUGUCUGUGACUUGAAAACUCUUAUUGGGUACAGUGCUGCAGAAUUGAACCGCUUGGUCACAGAAUGUGAACAGAAGAAACUUGCAAAGAUGCAGCUGCAUGGAAUUGCCCAGCCAGUCACAGCAGUCGCCCUGGCCACUGCUUCGCUACAAACCGAAAAGGAUAAUUGAGGUCCAGGGGCUUGUGGGGAUCUAAGGUCUUUCUUAAAUAUUAGAGCAAGCAUUGCUCUUAACCUUUGUUACUGAAUUUGAAUCUUCUUUUAUUUCUAGACUGUACAAUCUGAUGCAUGAUUUUUUAUAAAUAUUUCAUACUCUUGUGAAUUUGGAUCUUUUUACUUUGAGCAUAUAUUUUAGCAUAUGUGUAUCUUAAAGGGUCACCACAAUGUCUGCAGUGUGGAAGCGGCUUCAUUGUGGGAUAGUUAAACAGUCAGGAAAGCUAAACUGGUCAGUAUUAAUGUCUAGCCCUACCAAAAACAGCCAGUAGCAUCUGAAGGUGAAAGAUAAAUGAAGUAUCCCGGGAAACAGUCUGGCUUAGCUAUUUUUAAAAUGUAACUGUUUCCCUUUUCUGCUGCUUUAGAUGUUGCUUUACAUAGAACCAGAAAAUGGAAUUUCUCAGCUAAAGCAUGUGUGCCUGUUGCAUCUAAUCAAGCAGAGCUAAAAUGUUCAUCUCAAAUAAAUUUAUAAUACUAAUAAACUACUAAACUAAGAGUAUCAGGUUACUAAGGUAAUUUAUAUAUUUGAAAAUAAAGGACAGUAAAAAGUUGACUAGCAAAGGAGCAGUGCUAAAGAGCUAUAUCCAGGUUUAAAUCUGGCUUAACUCAAGCCAGUGCUAAGGGUUGUCUAUAGAUUAUUCAUUAUGUCAGGCCAAGGAUUUAAAUUAUUUUGAGAGGCAUUUAAUUCAAAUAAACCAACUAUUACAAAAAUUCUAAAAUGAUCUCUGUUUUUCGUGUCAGAGAUUUAAAAAAAUUGAAAAGUUUACCUCAGCCAUAAAAUAAAAGUUUUUUGACUUGGUAUGACUUCCUUUUUUUUUUUUUUACAUUAGUCUAUGGUGCCUGUUUAUUGUGCAAAACAACUUAUAUAUCCUUGUGUUUCUGAUGAAAUGACUUUAAAUCAGACAGCAGUACUUUCAAGAUGUUAGUAAAUUACUCGCAAAUAAGUAUAAAAGGAAAAAUUUGACCUUUUUAGGCAGUCUACUCUUUAAAAUAAAACUUCCUGCUUAUUUUUCCUUUUGAAUAUUAUAUAUGUAUGUAUAUACAGAUACAUACAUGUCCAGUUGAUUACUUUAUACAUACACAUUAUGUAUAAAGACCUAUAUUCAAAGGGGUAUUAAAUAAUUUAUUUUAAAAAUCUUUAAAAUUAAGUAAUUCUUAUAUGAAAUUCCUUACUAAGAGCUAACCCUAAGUAGACAUGGCUACAGAGUAUAUCCUUUUCUUUUCAUUGUGUGUUUCAAGGUGUUAUGCAUGAAUCAUGAUACGAGACUGGCAAAUGGCUCUUCUAAGCAGAAGGUUGUUUCUCAAGUGCUACCUUCCCUGCGCAUCUUCGCCUUCCUCAUUUCCUUUAAAUUCAUCCCCCAAAACUGGUUUAUGAGAGCUCAGCUGUAUAGGAGCUUAGUUAAUGCUGUUGACUAGGAGGAAACAACCAUGGUGUACAGGCCAGGUGGUGCUACCAAAAUAUUAAGUAGGGAUUUGGAAUGAGUUCGAGGAGGCAGGCAUGCUAAGGACAAGGAGGAAGGCGCUCUGAUCUCCUUUCUGGUAACUUAAGUCACAAUUUUAAAUGCUGUGCUAAAGGAUUAUAGCAUGUAUUGUUAGUUCAUUUGUACUAUAUUAAGUUCUUUAAUAUUCUGCCGUACAUACCUAAAAAGAAUAACGUUUAUAUCUUUUGUUUUUACUUUUUUAUAAACAGACAGUAGACUGACAAAUUACUAGUACAGUUUGGACACUGAUUUUAAGAAUAUCUGAGUAGAAUGACAAUAUGAAAUAAUAUAUUUUAGAAGUCCUAACUGCAGAUAACAAAUAGGAAUCGAUAACUAAGGUUUUGUGCCAUCUUCUGACAGCCUGGGAAGUUCACCUAAAUAAAGUUUAUUUUAAAAAUA
This is a messenger RNA of Chinchilla lanigera (long-tailed chinchilla), 3754 nucleotides long. It is a transcript of the gene Gabpa, whose product is annotated as GA binding protein transcription factor, alpha subunit 60kDa. Gene Ontology annotation, cellular component: nucleus. Lineage: Eukaryota; Metazoa; Chordata; Mammalia; Rodentia; Chinchillidae. The record is from RefSeq and is a predicted model, not a curated record. The transcript is spliced from 10 exons. Gene Ontology annotation, biological process: regulation of transcription by RNA polymerase II; cell differentiation. Gene Ontology annotation, molecular function: sequence-specific DNA binding; DNA-binding transcription factor activity, RNA polymerase II-specific. Bases 469 to 1833 code for a protein of 454 amino acids.